Molecule: messenger RNA, 3082 nt
Organism: Canis lupus familiaris (dog)
Lineage: Eukaryota; Metazoa; Chordata; Mammalia; Carnivora; Canidae
Gene: KLHL38
Product: kelch like family member 38
Exons: 4
Coding region: 519-2303 (594 amino acids)
Molecular function (GO): protein binding
Source: RefSeq, a predicted model, not a curated record
CAGUCACAUGUCAUCACAGUGGAAAGUACAUAUGCAACUAUUCUUAGCUCUGGAAUGUAUACACUGUCUCCCUGCCCAGUGCUUCUUUCCCGAAGUUCUAGAAAACUGCGAAAGCACCGUUAGCAUAAACAAAUCCAGAACUCUCCCAGGACAAAUCAUUUGCCAACUGAAGGAAAGGCCUGGGUUUAUGGUUUCACUUGGAGCAGAGGUGGAAGCUCUCCGGAGGGACCAGCCGGACCAGGCAUCGGUGGAUGUCACUGCAGCAAACCAAGAUGAUCUGAAGAUGCUAUUUGCCUAUUACCUUUGGGAGUAAUCACAACUGGGAACAAAAAACAAAACAAAGCAAAACAAAACAAAAAACAACAAAAAAAGAGGUGUCGGCUGUGAGGUCUGGGGUGUAGGUGGCUGCUCUUUCCAGUCUUCACUAAGCAACAUUCUGGGUGAAAUCCAUAAGCAUCUUGGUGGGUGGACAUAGAUGCACUAAGGCUGAGAGACAGCGCAGGCCAACCCUUCGGCACAUGCUACCCCUUGGGACCUCCGCCCCCCCUGGCAGGAUGGACGAGGAGUUGCCAGAUGGGCUGCUCUUCAAAGACCAUGACUUCUCCUCUGAAUUGUUGAGGCAGCUCAAUGGCUUCAGGCAAAACAGGAUGCUGACCGAUGUGAGCAUCUGUACGGGGACCCAGGAGGUCCCGUGCCACCGAAGCGUCCUGGCUUCCAGCAGCCCCUACUUCAGAGCCAUGUUCUGUAGCAACUUCCGGGAGAGACGUGAGGCCAAGGUCCAGCUGAAAGGCAUCGAGGCCGGGACCCUGGAGCAGAUCGUCUCGUAUGUGUACACCGGGCAGGUGCGCAUCACCGCGGACAACGUCCUGCCGUUGAUGGAGGCAGCCUCCAUGCUGCAGUACCCCAAGCUGCUGGAGGCCUGCUCCUCCUACCUCCAGAGCCAGCUGACCCCCAGCAACUGCCUGGGCAUGAUCAGACUCUCUGAAAUCUUAAGUUGUGAGACCCUCAAGAAGAAAGCCCGGGAGGUGGCCCUGACGCGUUUCCCAGAGGUGGCCACGUCGGCCGACCUGAAGGAGCUCUGCGCCCUGGAACUGAGAGACUACCUGGGGGACGAUGGGCUCUGUGGGGAGGAGGAAAAGGUGUUCGAGGCCCUCAUGGUUUGGGUCAAGCAUGACCUCCAGGCCCGGAAACGACACGUGCAGGAGCUGUUCGAGCAGGUCAGGCUUCAGUACAUCCACCCGGCCUUCUUCCACCACUUCAUCGCCAACGAGGCCCUCCUACAGUCCUCGCCCUCGUGCCGGACCAUCCUGGAGACAGCCAAGAGGCAGAUGUUUGCCUCAUAUGUCACCACCAGUGCCCCAGACCUCCAGCCUCCAUGGCAUGUCCCCCCAAGAACCUCUUAUCAAGAUUUCCUCAUCCUCUUGGGCGGAAGGAAGGACAACCAAGAGACCACCAGGGAUGUUCUGCUGUACAACAGACAGACCAACCAGUGGGAGAACCUUGCCAAACUCCCAACCCGGCUGUACAAGGCCUCAGCUGUCACCUUGCACCGCAGCAUCUACGUGCUAGGAGGCAUGGCUGUCGGUGCAGGGAAGAAUGUGCCCAGCCACAACGUCUACAUUUACUCCCUGAAGCUCAAUCAGUGGAGGCUGGGGCAGCCCAUGCUGGUGGCCCGCUACUCCCACAGAAGCACUGCCCAUAAGAACUUCAUCUUCUCCAUCGGGGGGAUUGGGGAAGGGCAGGAGGUCAUGGGCUCCAUGGAGAGAUACAACAGCAUCUUCAACAUCUGGGAAAGUAUGGCCAGCAUGCCGGUGGGGGUCCUCCACCCUGCAGUCGCUGUGAAAGACCAAAGACUCUACCUUUUUGGGGGAGAGGACAUCAUGCAAAAUCCUGUACGCCUUAUCCAGGUUUAUCACAUUUCCAGAAACACAUGGUUCAAAAUGGAGACGAGAAUGAUCAAGAAUGUGUGUGCCCCCGCAGUGGUGCUCGGGGAGAGGAUUGUUAUCGUAGGAGGUUACACAAGGAGGAUUCUUGCUUAUGACCCUCAGUCUAACAAAUUUGUCAAGUGCGCGGACAUGAAGGACCGGAGGAUGCAUCACGGGGCCACGGUGAUGGAGAACAAGCUGUAUGUGACCGGGGGCCGGCGGCUGACCACAGACUGCAACAUCGAGGACUUGGCCUCCUUUGACUGCUAUGACCCCGAGACAGACACCUGGACGUCCCAGGGACAGUUGCCUCACAAACUCUUUGACCACGCCUGCCUCACUCUGCAGUGCAUACCCCAUAUCCACACCUCCCCAUGAAGCUUCCAGAAACCAAGGGUCUUUGUCAAGAUCCUUUCUGUUGCAAGAGAUGGAAGCCCAACUCCAAGGAGCUCAACCCCACAAGGAUGCAGGGAGUGCCCACAGGACUGGAAAUCCCAGAGCCCAGAAGCCUGAAAGCAGGCAUAUUGUUGGCAGAACUCUUCACACCCCCACCUUCUCUCCCCCUCUCUCCCCACUUUCCCUCCUUCUCUACCUCAUCUCUGUCAGACGUCAUGCUACAAGCAAGCUGCUGUAUCCACAAAGUAUGAAGACAAUGGCAACUGCUAAUCCUAGACUCACAUUUUCUAACGUUGCCUUUUCACAAGGCAAGAACUUUACCGUUUUCCAUGUAUUAACCCUGAAAAUAAUCCCAACUGGCCAUUUCUUAAUUCCCUGCCUUCCUCUUGAGCCAAUCAUUGUUUCCAGGGCUUGUGCUGCUAUAACUGUGUAAUCCCGGAUCACAUCCCUACAGGCAGAGGUUGACUGUCACCAUUGACAGCUCAUCCAAACAGCACAGAGGAGAUAGAUGCAGCUUCCCAAAGGAAGAACUGCUGGCCUGACCCAAACCACAUCUGCCCAGGUCAUCAUGGAAAUCCAGAACAAAAGGGUCCCUGGAAGCACAUGGUCCAGGUGGCAAUGUGGAAAAUUGGCCAUGACUGUGUUUCUUUGCAUUCUAUGGAUGCAGUAAAUUGGAAUUUCGGGAAAAAGUGUGCAAUGCAGUAUCUAGCGUUUGCAAAAUUAUCUAUGUGGCCAGAAUAAAGUUUGUUUCUGGUGCCAAA